AUGGCAGAUCCUUCGAGCGAUCAGGACGAGAUCUUGUCAAUACUGAAGAAGCUGCAACAAGAUCAAGCUCAACUGGCUGCCCAGGUCGAGGCUAUCAACAACCGCAUGGAUGUUUCUAGCUCAUUAAGCUCUUUUCGUCUUGCAUCAUCAUCCCAAGAACCGGCCUUUCGAGGGUCGCCUAGCAUCGAUCCCAUCCAGCUAGCAAAAGCCGCCAAUGGCACCACCCCUUCACGCCCUGAUUCAGCCCACGGGGACUUGACCUUACCCAGUCGAGCAUCACCCAUUCCGGCUGUAGGGAGGAAGAAUUCCGUAACCUCUCGAAUCAUCUUAACUACUUAUCCAGGGCAAUCUGGUAUCGACCCUCUCCCCAUGAGCUGGGGAGAAAAUGAUCCAGCCAAACGCGGUCCUGUCGUUGUCAGCCGUCAACAGAGCACCAUCCGCCGCCGCAACGCCAUCGGGGCCCACGGCGGCUCGUACGCCGUUUACCACGCUUUAGCUGUAGCCUCUAAAAACCUCGACAUCGACCACAAAGCCGACUUCACCAACACCGAACCCGCCGUCAGCAUCGGACCCUUCCCCUCCUGGGCCGACAAGAAGAAAAUCGUCGCCAUGGACCCGUUAGGCCACCUAGCCCCCUGGCUCUUCGCCUCGACCAUCAAAUCUCAAGACGUCGAGAUCCGCCCCACCAUCGCCAUCACAAAAGCGCACAUGAAGAUCCCCGAGCUCGAGGCCUCCGUAAAAGCCGGCCGUCUCGUCCCCGACGGCAAAAUCUGCCUCAACACCACCGGCGAACUAGCCGUCACCAAAUUCGCCGUCGAGCCCGUCUGGUACCUUCCGGGGGUCGCCGAACGCUUCAACAUCGAGGAAUCCGUGCUACGCCGCUCUCUCUUCGAAAACACAGGCGGUUCCUAUCCAGAACUCAUCACCCGCAACGACAUCAAGCUCUUCCUCCCUCCCAUCGGCGGCCUAACCGUCUAUUGCUUCGGCGAUCCAGCCAAGAUGUCCGACCCAUCGGUCCGCCUCGCCCUUCGCGUCCACGAUGAAUGCAACGGCUCCGACGUCUUCGGCAGCGACAUCUGCACCUGUCGUCCCUACCUCAUCUUCGGGAUCGAGGAAGCGGUCAAAGAAGCCCAGGCGGGCGGGUCCGGCGUCGUCAUCUAUUUCCGCAAGGAAGGCCGCGCCCUGGGCGAGGUGACGAAAUAUCUCGUCUACAACGCGCGCAAACGCGGCUCCGAUCGAGCGAGCGAGUACUUCCAGCGCACGGAGAACAUUGCCGGCGUCAAGGAUAUGCGGUUCCAGGCGUUGAUGCCGGAUGUGCUGCAUUGGCUCGGCAUCACCAAGAUCGAUCGUAUGUUGUCCAUGAGCAAUAUGAAGUACGAUGCGAUUGUGGAACAAGGGAUCGAGAUCAGGGAGCGGGUUCCCAUUCCCGACGAGUUGAUACCGGAGGAUAGCAGGGUGGAGAUCGAUGCCAAGAUCCAUGCCGGCUAUUUUACGACGGGCAAGGUGAUGAGUUUGGUCGAGUUGAGUGAGGUGCAGGGCCGCGCGUGGGAGGAUAUCGAUCAUUGA
Molecule: messenger RNA, 1566 nt
Organism: Endocarpon pusillum Z07020
Lineage: Eukaryota; Fungi; Ascomycota; Eurotiomycetes; Verrucariales; Verrucariaceae
Product: GTP cyclohydrolase URC1
Exons: 1
Coding region: 1-1566 (521 amino acids)
Biological process (GO): riboflavin biosynthetic process
Molecular function (GO): GTP cyclohydrolase II activity
Source: RefSeq, a predicted model, not a curated record